Messenger RNA from Menidia menidia (Atlantic silverside), 654 nucleotides. The record is from the annotation of a GenBank genome assembly. NCBI's taxonomy places the organism in Eukaryota, Metazoa, Chordata, Actinopteri, Atheriniformes, Atherinopsidae.
CUGCUCUCCAUCUCCGUCCUGCUGCUCAUCCUGCAGGAGAUCCUGCCCUCCACCGAGGAGAACCUGCCCGCCAUCGCUCAGUACUUCGUGGGGGUGUUCGCCAUGAUGUGGGUCAGUACGCUGGAGACCAUGCUGGUGGGAUACAUCGCGGAGCUGGACGGGUGCUGUGGAAAUACGGCCACGGAGGACGUCCAACCGAAAGAAGCAGUUGGAGACACCGACCCCCCAUCAGAUCGGGACCAGGACCAGGACCAGGACCAGGACCAGGACCAGGACCAGGACCAGGACCAGGAUAUGCUGAAACAGGUCCUGGACCAAGUGAGGGCGGCCCAGCGGGAUCUCGGUGCCAAAGCAAAGCCGGGACGCUUCCGAAAGCUGGCCAACACUAUAGACAACGCGUUUUUUGUCCUACACCUGAUCAUGAUUGUCGCUUUUAUGGUAUACAUGGACCAGGACCAGGACCAGGAUCUACUAAAGCAGGUCCUGGACCAAGUGAGGGCGACUCAGCGGGAUCUCGGUGCCAAAGCAAAGCCGGGACGCUUCCGAAAGCUGGCCAACACCAUAGACAACGCGUUUUUUGUCCUACACCUGAUCAUGAUUGUCGCUUUUAUGGUAUACAUGUUAAUGUUGUGGAAAAAUGCACUGAUACGAUAA